Molecule: messenger RNA, 2167 nt
Organism: Cyprinodon variegatus (sheepshead minnow)
Lineage: Eukaryota; Metazoa; Chordata; Actinopteri; Cyprinodontiformes; Cyprinodontidae
Product: heparan sulfate glucosamine 3-O-sulfotransferase 6-like
Exons: 2
Coding region: 199-1323 (374 amino acids)
Molecular function (GO): [heparan sulfate]-glucosamine 3-sulfotransferase activity
Source: RefSeq, a predicted model, not a curated record
ACGCAGCCAGUGGAGCUCCAGGCUCUGUGGAGGACUUUCUAAAGAUGCUGUCUUUCAUUCCUGGGAGCUGAAGAAAACCGAUGGAUAUCUGGAGCUCUGCCUCGAUGCGCAGUGGGAAAGUUUGGCUCAGUUUGCGCCUCUGGAAUAUCCAUGUUAUCAUGUGAGGAGCUGGAGAACACAGUGGUAUGAUGUCCCUCGAUGUGCCAUGUUUCCGCUGUGUCCUCCUGCUCAGGAACGCGACCCAUGGGAUGUAGUAAAUGGAGAGCUGCGUUCAACUUUGGACACCUGAAGGCGCAGUCCAAGCUGUCCCUCUUCUUCACCAUGAUUGUUCUCUUUACUUACCUCCUCUACUGCCUCAACGAAUGCUGCGACUCACAUCCAAGACCCGUUUACGAAAACGGACCGGUGUCCAGCAGAGAUGGUCCAGAAGGAGCGCAGCCUCUCGAUGCGCACAGCGCGUCUUCCGCGUCGCUCGUCCGGAAGCAGCUGUCGGACUCCCCGAACGGCAUCCAGCCUUUCUACAACAUCUCUAUAGCCAAUAAUUUCGGCAGCAAGACGCUUCCCCAGGCCAUCAUUAUCGGGGUGAAGAAGGGUGGCACUCGCGCUCUGCUGGAGUUUCUGCGCGUCCAUCCGGACGUCAGAGCCGUGGGCGCAGAGCCGCACUUCUUCGACCGCUUCUACGACAAGGGACUGGAAUGGUACAGGAACUUGAUGCCUCGUACUCUGGAGGGUCAGAUCACCAUGGAAAAGACUCCAAGCUACUUCAUAACCAAAGAAGCUCCUCGGCGUGUCCACUCCAUGAGCCGCCAUACUAAACUCAUUGUGGUGGUGCGAGACCCCGUGACCCGGGCUAUUUCUGAUUACACCCAGACGCUGUCCAAGUCGCCCGGGCUCCCAUCAUUCCAGAGCCUGGCCUUCUGCAACACCACCACAGGGCUCAUCGACACAUCCUGGAGCGCCAUACGCAUUGGCAUAUAUGCCAAGCAUCUGGAGAACUGGCUUCGUUACUUUCCUCUGUCACGUUUCCUUUUUGUUAGCGGCGAACGUCUUGUGACGGACCCGGCGGGGGAGAUGGGCAGAGUCCAAGACUUUCUGGGUCUGAAACGUGUGGUGACAGACAAGCACUUCUACUUUAACCAAACCAAAGGUUUCCCGUGCCUGAAGAAGCCCGAGGGCAGCAGCAGGCCACGCUGCCUGGGGAAGUCAAAGGGCAGAGCCCAUCCUCUGAUAUCAAACGAGGUCCUGCUCAGGCUCAGAGACUUCUACAGACCCUUUAACCUCAAGUUCUACCAGAUGACUGGCCAUGAUUUUGGCUGGAGCUGAUCUGCUGCCCACCAAAGGUCCUAAAACCUGCCAAUGCAAUUCCUGCUUUGUGAGGCUUUUCCAAAGAAACCUGUGUCUUUAAGGUCCUAAGCUUAGAAACUUACUUUAUUCUGAAAAUUCUUGAGCCGUUAAGCAAAACUGAAGUCCUAAACAGAACCACUGAGACAAGCACACAACUUUUUUGACUGUGACUGGAAUCCCUAAGCUUAUGGAGGAGCUGCUGGCUUCUUUUAAAAGCUCAAAGUAUGAAAAGGUGUAAGUGCCAGCUGUCCUUUAGCAGCAUAGUUUCCAAUUGAAAGCUUUGAUGCCACAGUUAAUCUGUAGGUCAAAGGGCUGAAUAACUUUGACAGGCUCAUUCAAACCAAGAACUUUUUCUUUUUUUUAAUGGUACUGUCAUAACAAAUGCAAACAUGUUGGCUGCUCACCUCUGAGUGAAUAAUUCACCAUGUCUACAUUUUAAUGGAGCAUUUUUGUGCUUUACAUGUCAAUAUAAGAGCAUUUGAUGUUCUGUUUUGCUUUUAUUUCUCUUUAGGAUUUGUAACAAGGAUUCACUUUUUUGUUUAAAGAAGAACCAGUCAUGCAACAUGUAGCCUGCAACACAUAUCAAUGCUCUUUAUGUCUCCAGGGUAAUGCUUUGCAUAUUAACAGACCUGAAAGAAAAUAUUUCCAACUUUUUUCUCUCUCUCUCUUAUCUUCCCAUAUAUGCAGCUGUGUAUUUUUGUAAAACCUAAUUUAUUAUAAAACCAACUGAUGUAGAGAUGUUUUUCUCUGACGUUUUUGUAUCUGAUUUUCUUUCUUUUGUCAAAUUCUGACUAAAAUGUUCUUAUUCUGACACAUGUUUUAG